Cadophora gregata is the source of this 1518-nucleotide messenger RNA. RefSeq lists its product as uncharacterized. Bases 1 to 999 code for a protein of 332 amino acids. The record is from RefSeq and is a predicted model, not a curated record. Lineage: Eukaryota; Fungi; Ascomycota; Leotiomycetes; Helotiales; Ploettnerulaceae. The transcript has 4 exons.
AUGUCUCCUCCUCCUUGCGACAAGGCGCCUAGCAGGCAUCGUCCACUACCUGUUGUGCCAUUCCCCGCUACUAGACCCACCUCUGCAAGCAUCUCUGCCUCUGCUGGAUCGCCUCUUGCCGAUGAUGAAGAUGAUGGAGAUAAUGAGGUUCAAUUCUUGGGUUCCAGACCUGUACCUUGUACACCAACGAUACCAGCCGCAAGUGGCUUGGAAAUUAACAUGACGGCUCGAUUGACGGCGCUUAGGAGCAUAAAUGCUUCCUCAAGUACCCAUAUUUUGACGCCCAAGAACAACGGUAGUUCUUUUGACUCCAGAAUCACGACUCUUGAGAAUGUCAACGCUGCUUUGGAAGCAGAGUUUGUCAUCAUUAAGGACAGAAUUCGAAGCCUGGAAAGCCAGUCCUCGCUCAAUCCUCAGUCAUCACAAUCACUUCCAGCAUCGACCUAUUUGAAAGCAGCCAGCGUCGGUCGUCCGACCCAGAGGACAAUCACGAACAACAGUGAGCAUAGAAAAGCUACGAUGCUCGAGCCUCAAACAUCUUUAAAACUUGUUGCGGGAAUGCAAGCUGUGGAUCCAAUGCCAAAAUGUACAGACAGAUCGAAUUACUCUUCAAAGUCCUUUAUCACCACCGAAACCGAUGACCUGGACCGAGUCUCAGCUGUGACAGCAGAGCAGGGAGUUUCGCAGGUUGUCACAAGAAGCAAUGUCUCACAUGAAUUUACGAUUUUUGGACAGCUUCCAGCAGAACUUCGGACAAUCAUCUGGAAGCUCGCCACACCUGAAUCUCGUGUCUACUCAAUUCGCAGACCGAAUAAUGACCAUGAAUAUCCUUAUGCUGCUGCUGAUGUCCACUCUAUAUUGCUCACGUGUCGCGAGUCUCGGGAGAUCGGCAAGGCAAUGUAUGAAAAGAAUUCCUGCGGUUUCCGAAGUUAUAACUACUGCGAAGCUUACGACAUUAUCUAUUUAGACAGCGUCGAGUACAGCCAUUCAGGAACUUGAUAUAUAUCAUAUGAUUGUUCCCGCAGCCUCGGAGCGAUCCACUGUCUGGACACCAUCAAACGAUUCAUGUUUGAAGUCGAGCAAGACGUUCAGCCAUUCCAUGACCUCACACGUAUAUUCAGCGGCAGUCAUGACUUCUAUACUGUGGAGGAAGUUUUACUGGUUGAUUCGAGAUCUAGCAAACCUACAAGGGAAGCUGUGCUGUCUGACUUUCGAGUAAUUUGCACUCCAUUCGACUGGCAGCGUGGACGAACCUUAUUGAAAUGCUGGGAAGACGAAGUAGCAAAUUCUCAUUGGCUGUCCAUACCAAAGACGCUGAAAACCGUUGCUAGAGUUGAACAUGUCAAGGCCUGAAAGUCCCGGGUUUGGCUUUUGAGUACAAACCUACAAGUGAUACAUUGUUAAAGCGAGGCAAUAACGCCGGAAUGAAGAUAGCUCAGAUGAUAUUUGCUGCAAUAUUGAUAUCACAUCAUGCAAGUCAGCUCAGUGCCGUCCUAGUGUUUCCAUAUCUGACUUAGC